AUGGCAUCUCCACCACGCUCGCCUACAGGGGCACCCACAACAGACUUUGCACUCAUAGAGGCACAGAAGGAGAACAUCCGCCCACUCGCCACCGGGCGCUCAGCUGCCACCCUCUCUGCCGUGCUCAAAGAACCCUCAGCCGCAGAAAAGGUUGUGCAAGAGGGGCACGACAAGCACAGGCAGGCUAUUGAAGAGGCCGAGAAGAAGGAUAAAGCUGGCCAAGAUCAGGACGAUGACCUGGCCUUGCUGGGUGAUAUCCUCGAUGUCUACAACAAGUACAUUCUCUUUACCGUACAGCACCACCCCUCCUCCGACUUUCACCUUCUCCCCCUUCUCGAAACCACCACACGCCGAUUCGUCAAUGACGCACGAUACAAAAUGGAUCCCCGCUAUCUGCGGCUUUGGGUCAUGUAUGCGCGUCACAUUGAGCGACGCGAAGAGAUCUGGGCAUUCUUGGAGUCACGCAACAUCGGUACCGACUUUUCCCUCUUUUAUGAAGAGUGGGCGACAGCUCUUGAAGGUCUUGGGCGCCGCAAGAAGGCAGACGAGGUGUACAGAAUCGGUAUAGCGCGCAAAGCCAACCCUGUCGAGCGCCUCAAGACCCGACACAAACAAUUUCUUGAAAGAAUCAUGGCACCUCCCUCUGGUGUCGUACCGGACGAUGACCCAGUCUCCGCCUCGUCUGCCCGUACGCCCUCUCGUGCGGUUCUCGGCCAAGUUCGUUCCGGCCCUUCAUCUUCGGUGGCUGGGGCUACCCAGCUGGCACCUUCUAUGCGGACUUCGUCUGUCAACAACGGUCGAAAGAUGGAGAUCUUUGCAGAUGCAGAGGGAAACAAAGAUGAGACUUCGGCGCCAGAGUGGGCUGAUUUUGGUACGCGAGAUGAGAGGAGAAAAGAGAAUACUGCCGAGGCUGGACCAUGGCAAGGCGAGACCCUGCCACAGAGUGCCAACAGGGGUCGAGUGGCACCGCGGACACCGAAAGUUGCAGUCUUCCAGGACACUACUGAACAAGAGUCUGCCCGCGUGCAGGGUGCUUCAGAAGUCUUUUCCCGACAUAGGCAACCGCCAACCGAAGCAGAGCUCCUUAAAUCAGACCCUUUGCGCCACUAUGAUACUUCAAGCCUCUCUACCGACCUGCCUUCACUCCCUGCCCCUCCCUCAGCCCGUAAGCCGCCGAGGCCUACCAAAGUGGCUGCUCCUGCUGCCGGCGCAGCACCAGCUCCUGCCAAGGCUGCACAGGCCAAAUAUGUGAUGCAGCCCUGGACUUGUCCCACGGAUGGCCCACUCGUCAAGAUGGCCAAUGGAAAGCAAGAAAGGCGAAUGUUUGACUGGGAUAUGGUGUACAAGGAUGGCGACGAAUACAACUUUGAGCAAAUUCGGGCCAAGCAGCGGGGGUUGUAUGGGCGGGAGGGAAGGGGUGAAGUGCAAGCUUGGGAGAGGGAAAUGCACAAACCGGGAUCUACUUCACCGCCAAAAUCCAAAUCGGUAGAGUCUCGCAAACCCCCAUCUCCUACCGUCAACACCAAACUCGCCGAAGCCGAAGUCAUGAGCAUGUUUGAUCAGACUAUUCACGGAGGCAAGAUGAACCGAGAUUCAGACUCGGAAUCUGAAUCCGAAUCCGAAUCUGAAGAGGAUGGCGGAGUGCAAAUCGCCCCUACGCCUCUACCGAAUAGGACAGGUAAUGUUCAGAUGCUCGCCCCGACACCUGGUGGCUUUGUGCCUCCCACACCUACACCUUCUGCGCCAAGUCGCCUGUUCAGCGCUCCAAGCUCGCUGCCCACCAUUUCGGAUGAGAAUGGCAAGCCUUCAAAGCCUGUGGUUUUCUCUGAUGAGAAUGAUCGGCCAACCGUCUUCUCUGAUGAGAACAACGUCCCGCCUCCCUCGGCCAAGAAGUUCAACAUCUUCAGUGAUGAUGCCUCUGCCCCGCCUCCUUCGGCCUCGAAGCCUCGCGCUUUCGGGGUAUUCUCUGAUGAGAACCAAACCCCGGCGAGACCUCCUGCCGCUAGUCAAGAAACCCCUAGACAGCCAUUGGCUGCGAGCAACAUCUUUUCGGCUACACCGGCCGUCGCCCCCCCAAACCAUGGACUGGGCCGUGUCACCGAGGCUAUUGUAGAAGAAGAGGAGGAGGAGCAAGUAGCUCCGCCUCCGCAAACCGAGGAUGUCGUCGAGGAUGUCGUCGAGGAUGUCGUCGAAGGCGUAGCCUCCGCAUCACUCGAUGAGCCCCCUGCCGAGUCGAAUUACUAUGACGAAGAAGAGGGUCAGCAGCCUCGGGGUAUGAGGAGGUUCAACAUCAACAUGAUGACACCCAUUACCGAGAGGACGUGUGAGUAUACGCAAUUCACUGGCGCGUCUGGUGUCGGCAGAGAGAGUCUGGCGAGGAGGCUUGAAGAGGAGGAGGAAGAUGAAGAGAAUGAAGAGACUGGAGAUAAGGGGGACUCUGCAGCUCCAUCAGAGUUUGACGAGAGCGGUCUCGCUUCCGGUGACGUGCGGGAUGAUUUCCAACUUCCUGACGGAUUUACCAUCCACCAGGCUGAGGAGCGGUCCGACAUACACACCAUGGUGCUCGUCGACGGCAAAGAUGAGGGUACCGCGACCACUUUGCAAGAUAAGAGCGUGUACCACACUGCAAACGGCGACCAGAUAGGUGCCAGUGAGCUUGCGGAUCCUUGUGAUCCCACCGCUGAAAGCACUGUCACUGCUCUACUCAACGCUAUCGAUCCUCCUUUAUCAGAGCUCCCGGGGCUUGUCGACAACCGCUCUACUGCAAUCAACAAACUGGAUGCUCUUGAGAAGCACGCCCGCUCCAAGUUGCGUCGCGCGAGCGCCUCGUCUCGCACCUCAACCUCUGGGGACGACUCUUGCACCCUCACUCUCGCCGGGAAUGACUUUGAAGUCCACGACAAAUUGGGGCAAGGCGGCUUUGGGAUAGUCUUCUUAGGUGUUGAUAUAGCCUUGAGAAGGGCGCAGGAUGAUGCGGAUAGCGAUGAUGAGGAGGACGAGCCUGUGGACAGGUCGCAGGUGGCUAUCAAAGUGGAGAAGCCUGGUAUGAUAUGGGAGGCCGUUGUGCUUGACCGUAUCCACAGCCGGCUUGACAAGGCAUUGCGCCAGUCUAUCAUCCAACCUCGAAACCUCUACCUGUUCCGGGACGAAUCGUACCUCAUCCUGGAUUACUGCCCCCAGGGCACUCUUCUCGAUGUCGUCAACAAGUCUUCAUCGAUCUUUGGCAAUCCCGGUCAGGGUGUCGACGAGCUGCUUGCCAUCUUCUUUGUCAUUGAGCUUCUCAGGCUUGUAGAAGGACUGCACAGCGCGCAGUUCAUCCAUGGUGACUUGAAGAUUGACAACUGCCUUGUCCGUGUUGCAGACCUCCCCAACUCUUCGUGGUCGGCUGCAUACUCGCGUGCCGGCUCCGAUGGGUGGUCUCAGCAGGGUCUUCGUCUCAUCGACUUUGGCAGGGCUAUUGACCUAUCUCUGUUCCCUCGAGGUACGGAGCAAACCUUCCAAGUGUCUCACACCGUUGAUGACAAGGAUUGCACCGAGAUGAGACAGGGCAAGUCGUGGAGCUACCAGACUGACUACUUUGGUCUCGCUGGAGUGGCAUACUGCAUGCUUUUCGGCAAGUACAUGAAAACGAUGAUCAGCGAAGGGAAAGUCAAGAUCGAUCAACCAUUGAAGCGCUACUGGCAGCCGCAACUAUGGCAGCCACUCUUUGACACUCUUCUAAACCCAGGCCACUCGCUUCCCAUCACCAGUCAACUCACCACUAUUCGCGAGGAACUCGAGGGAUGGCUGGAAGACAACUGUCAGAAGGGAGGGAAGAGUCUGAAGAGUCUCUUGAGGAAAAUUGAGCUGGCGGCUACGACGGGGAAGAAGAUGUGA
Messenger RNA from Cryptococcus wingfieldii CBS 7118, 3876 nucleotides. Its product is annotated as BUB protein kinase. Gene Ontology annotation, biological process: protein phosphorylation; mitotic spindle assembly checkpoint signaling; meiotic sister chromatid cohesion, centromeric. Gene Ontology annotation, molecular function: protein kinase activity; ATP binding. Bases 1 to 3876 code for a protein of 1291 amino acids. The transcript has 5 exons. The record is from RefSeq and is a predicted model, not a curated record. NCBI's taxonomy places the organism in Eukaryota, Fungi, Basidiomycota, Tremellomycetes, Tremellales, Cryptococcaceae.